Geodia barretti is the source of this 1176-nucleotide messenger RNA. The record is from the annotation of a GenBank genome assembly. Lineage: Eukaryota; Metazoa; Porifera; Demospongiae; Tetractinellida; Geodiidae.
AUGGAGCGACCGAUAUUUCAGCCCAUUGGCUCCCCCGCAGAGGAAUUGGAUACGCCGGCCUUGGUGGUUGAUCUGGGGAUAAUGGAGCAGAACAUCGCGGUCCUGCACAACGCUAUUCGCGGCUCUGACGAUGUAUCGGGCAGUGGCCGAGUCGCAGUUCGCCCUCAUGUCUCCUGUCAUGGCAGCCCUGAAAUCGCUCAGUUCCAGCUGUCCGCAGAAAGCAACUCUGGCGGCGUGGCGGUUAGCUCUCUGGCGGAAGCCGAGGCAUUUGCCGCCGCUGGCGAAGACAUUUCCACCGAUGAUGGGGCCGCGUCGUCUUACCGCGCAAUUGACGACAUCCUGAUAGCGGGCCGGGUGGUCAGCCCCGCCAAGAUUAGCCGACUCGUCGCCCUCGCCGGCCGGAUCACGUUGAGCGUAGCCGUCGACAACCCCCGCAACGUCCAGGACCUUGCCGAAGCUGCGCAGGCCGCCGGCGUCACUUUGGGCAUAUUGGUGGACAUGGACGCCGGGUACGGGUUUGGCGGUGUGGCGCCCGGGCAGGAUGCGGUUGACCUGGCGCGAAUAGUUACCAACGCACCCGGAUUGGCCCUGGAAGGGAUUAUGACCUACGAGGGCCCGUUACCCAUAACGGAUCGCGCCGAAUUGGAGGCCGAAACCCGUCGUCGGUUGCAACCAAUUCUGGACACUCGAAGCGCCCUGGAGCGGGCCGGUAUUGAAAUUGCGACGGUGAGCGCGGGCAGCACUUAUAACUAUGAUAUCGUCUCCCAAUUGUCGGGCAUCACUGAGGUUCAGGCCGGGGUGUACGCCCUGAUGGACAUGGAGACCUUGCGAAUUCGCCCGGAAUUGCAGCCCGCGGCCAGAGUCCUGGCUACGGUCAUAGGCCAUCCCGUGGCGGGCCGGGCAGUGUUGGACGCCGGUCACAAGACUACCGGGCCGGAUUUCGGUGUACCCGUUCUGGAGGGAUUCGAGGGCGCCGUCGCCACCAGAUUCAGCGCGGAGCACGGAGUCCUGGAUUUGGAGGGGCCGGCCACUGAGCAGUUCAUGCCCAAUGACAAAGUACACCUGGUUCCGUAUAACCUGGCCCUCUGCGUCAAUCAAUAUGACUACAUCCGCGCCGUGCGGGAUGGCAAGUUGGUGGGGUAUUGGCGCGUUGCCGGCCGGGGACAACUGGGGUAG